This is a messenger RNA of Benincasa hispida (wax gourd), 2289 nucleotides long. RefSeq lists its product as uncharacterized. Gene Ontology annotation, cellular component: nucleus. Gene Ontology annotation, biological process: rRNA processing. Gene Ontology annotation, molecular function: protein binding. The record is from RefSeq and is a predicted model, not a curated record. NCBI's taxonomy places the organism in Eukaryota, Viridiplantae, Streptophyta, Magnoliopsida, Cucurbitales, Cucurbitaceae.
GUUCCUCUCUUUCACCCGACUUUCGCAGCCACCGUUUCUCGCGCGGUGCCGUUUUUCUCUCCCUUGUUCCGUCCGUCGCAGCUCAGACCCGCCAGCGUCGCCGCCCAGUUCCGCCAGCCGCUAUCGUCUGUCUUGCAGUCGCCGGCCCCGUCACACCUCAGUCGGCCGUUCAUCCUCGGGCAGCAGCAGUGAGUGAGUUGAGCGAUUCUUGUCGGUUCGAAUCCUAAUCCUGGUUGGUGGCGUUUAGAAGAUUGGGACCUAUAAAACGUUUAGGAUUUAACCCAAAGGUUUUGUGAGAGGAAGAAGUUUGGUUGUAGUUUUGGAACCUAAAUUUUGAGGUUUUCGGUGUAGGAGACGGAAUCCAAGGUGGGUUUCAUUGCUGAAGGCUACUACUGCCGUUGGGUUUCUUUUGCCUUCACCCAUUUCUUUUCUUCAGUUUACUUUCCCCUGAACCUUCAUACCAAAUCCCACGUAUAAUAGAAAAUGAUAUCUGCGGUUUCAUGGGUUCCUAAAGGGGUCUGUAAGCCUCUUCCAGACCUGGCUGAUCCUCCCUCCAAGGAGACUAUUGAUGAACUCCUCAAGAGCAAGCAUGUCGUUGAUGAUUCCAGUAAACAUAGCGAUGAUGAGGCAGAUGAAGGAGAUAUGGAUGUUGAAGACGCCAAUGAUGAAGAGAUUGCCAAUGCACUAGCUGUGGCACAAGCACUUGGGAAAUCUUCUGAAACCACAAAGUCAGAUACCAAAUAUGAUGAUAUUGCUGAAGGUUUGAAGGAACUCGACAUGGACAAUUAUGAUGAUGAAGAUGAUGAGAUUGAGUUAUUUACCUCUGGAGCUGGAGAUGCUUACUACCCAACCAAUGACAUGGACCCAUAUCUCAAGGACAAUGAUGAUGAUGACUCUGAAGAUAUCGAGGAUGAGACCAUCAAACCGACGGAUGCAGUCAUAAUUUGUGCAUGUAGUGAAGAUAACGUCAGUGCUCUCCAGGUGUGGAUAUGUGAAGGAUAUGAUGCAGGUGAUCCAAACAUCUAUAUUCACCGUGAUAUAAUUAUUCCAGCAUUUCCUCUUUGCACAGCUUGGCUAGAUUGUCCUCUGAAGGGUGGAGAAAGAGGGAACUUUAUUGCAGUUGGUUCGAUGGAACCUUCAAUCGAGAUAUGGGACCUUGACAUUAUCGACGAGGUGCAACCAUGUGUGGUGUUAGGUGGAAUUGUUGAGAAGAAGAAGAAAAAGAAGGGAAAGAAAACAUCAGUUACAUACAAGGAGAACAGCCACACGGAUUCGGUACUUGGACUUGCUUGGAACAAGGAAUAUAGGAAUAUACUUGCUAGUGCAAGUGCUGAUAAGCAAGUCAAAAUUUGGGACGUAUCUACUGGACAAUGUAAUAUAACUAUGCAGCAUCAUACAGACAAGGUUCAGGCUGUUGCAUGGAACCAUCAUUCGUCACAAGUCCUCCUUAGUGGAUCUUUUGAUCAUUCUGUAGUUUUGAAAGAUGGGAGAAAUCCUUCCCAUUCGGGCUACAAGUGGCAAGUUACAGCAGAUGUGGAGAGCUUGGUGUGGGAUCCGCAUACAGAGCACAUGUUUGUGGUGAGUCUAGAGGAUGGUACAGUGAAAGGUUUUGACAUCCGGAAUGCCACUACAGAGACUAGUUCUGAAUCUAAAGCAAGUUUUACUCUCCAUGCGCAUGAGAAAGCUGUGUGCUCAGUUUCUUACAAUCCCUCGGCACCUAAUCUACUUGCUACUGGAUCUACUGAUAAAAUGGUUAAAUUAUGGGACUUGUCCAAUAAUGAACCUUCAUGUGUGGCAUCCACGAAUCUUAAAGUAGGAGCUGUGUUUUCGGUUGCCUUCUCAGAAGAUUGUCCCUUUUUGCUGGCCAUUGGAGGCUCCAAGGGAAAAUUGGAGGUGUGGGAUACAUUAACUGAUGCUGCAGUGUCUCGGAAGUUCGGAAAUUACAGGCGGAGAUCUUAAAUUGUUAAACUAUUGAGUUAUGAUAAUUAUAGAUGAAAAAUGUUUGGUUGUGUAGGUAGUUAAUUUUGGUGUCCUUUUUUCAUCAUCUUUCUUUUUUUUCUUUUUCUUUUUCUUUUUCUUUUUCUUCUUUUAUUUUUUUGUUUUUUUUUGACAAAUUUAGGCUUUGUCCUUCAAAUUUUGGUAACUGUUUUGAAUUUGUCACAUUUCAAUUCCCUGCAUUUUCUUGUGGCAGGGCAUACCUAAACUUGCUGUGCUGAGUAUGUAUAUUAUCUCUUACCUCCGCCCACAAAGAAAUGUUUUAUUAUAAAAAAUAGUUAAUGAAUUCUUAGA